This is a messenger RNA of Pectinophora gossypiella (pink bollworm), 2094 nucleotides long. Its product is annotated as esterase FE4-like. The transcript is spliced from 3 exons. Bases 396 to 2039 code for a protein of 547 amino acids. The record is from RefSeq and is a predicted model, not a curated record. Lineage: Eukaryota; Metazoa; Arthropoda; Insecta; Lepidoptera; Gelechiidae.
AACUGUCAGUUAGAGGCCACAGCGCUUGCGCGACGGUCGAGUCACGAUAUAACCCAACAAAACGAAAUAGACGACUAUCACUCUAGUUCAUUAGGCUACAAGGUCACUUCGCGAUUGAGUAUCGUUACCAUAAUACCGGGAGUUGUAGGUUUUAGGUUAGUUUUGUGUUUUAUCGAAAUAUUUGACCGUGAAAGUGUUAUUUAGUGUUGUAAGUGUAAUUUAUCGAAUUUGUGAAAAUAAUGAUUAGCUAUUAUAGCUAUUUGAAGCGUCGUGAAGGAUGAAACAUGUAUUCGACGUCUAGUCACUGCGAUAUUUUUUUGCCUAGAAAUAUUGUGUACUUAAUAUAGAUUUUUGAUUAUAGAAUUGUUAUCAUAGACUAAUAAUAGUGUCAUAAAAUGAAAUACGGAAAGAGAAUAGUGUUGUUCACUCUAUUUGCCUUGAAUUUAGUUGACCAACCAACACCGCCCGUGAAGAUAGAACAAGGGACUUUGACCGGUAAUGUGAAUGCAGAUGGCACUAUUUUAGAAUACAUAGGUAUUCCAUAUGGGACAGUUAAUAGUUCGAAUCGCUUUCAGGCGCCCUAUCCUCCGCCAAAAUGGGAAGGCAUAUACAGAGCUACGGAAGAGUACUCCUGCCCACAAAAUGCCCCAGUGUUGGGAUUCGUAGGCUCCGAAGACUGCUUGAAAGUAAACGUAUACGUUCCAGCUAAAGCAAAGAGACCAUUGCCUGUGAUGGUCUUCAUACAUGGAGGAGCAUUCAUUCUUGGAAGUGGAGGGAAACUGGUCUACAGACCCGAAUUCUUGGUCAGAUAUGACGUAAUUUUAGUAACAUUCAACUACAGACUCGGCGUUUUAGGUUUCCUCUGUCUUGGAAUAAAAGAGGCUCCAGGAAAUGCCGGUAUAAAAGAUCAAAUAGCUGCUUUAAGAUGGGUGAAGAAGAAUAUAUCUGCUUUCGGUGGUGAUCCUGAUAAUAUAACCAUCUUUGGUGAAAGCGCUGGGGGGACGUCUGUGUCUUUACUACAUGCUAGCAAAGCCACUGAAGGAUUGUUUAACAAAAUGAUAGUACAAAGCGGAUCAGCUAUUUCGAAUUGGGCUAUCAAUAGAGAUCCAAUUUGGGUUGCCAGUAUCAUAGCCAAAGCUUUAGGUCAAAACACAGAGGAUCCUCAAGAACUGUAUGAAAUAUUUUCAAAAACGUCCAUGGAGAAACUUAUAACAACUAAAGCAAAGAAACCGAUUCACAAAUACUUUGACACAGAGUUAUUAAGUAUACCAUGUGUAGAAAAACCUAUACCUGGAGUCGAACCGGCUAUUGAUGAUUUACCUUACAAUCUGAUUCGCAGCAAUCCAAAGAAAAUACCAGUGAUAUACGGUUCAAAUACUAAGGAAGGAGAAUUCUUGGUACACGGGGCGACAGAAACAGCUUACAACGAAACAAAUUAUAACUAUCUUUUCGCUUCCGAUUUAAUCUUCCCACAUGAAGAGGAAGCGAUAGAAGUAGAUAAGAAAUUGAAAAAGUUUUACUUUGGUGAUCAACGUAUAAGUUUAGAAAUGAAGUCGCAUUUAGUAGAUUUGUAUACGCAAUUGUAUUUUGAGCUUCCAGAAAUUUUUGAAGCAGAAAUGGUCAUUCCAAAUGAUGUGCCUGUUUUUAAUUACAUAUUUAAUUAUGCUGGUGGACGGAAUUUCUUGAAAACUAGAAUGGGUAUAUCCAAUGAGACAGGUGCUUGCCAUGCUGAUGAGUUAUUGUACCUGUUUAAUGGAAACAUUUGGCCUUAUCCUAUUACUAAGAAGGACCAACAGAUGAUCGACUGGAUGACGAUGAUGUGGACUAACUUCGCUAAAUAUGGGAACCCCACUCCACCGUCUUCAAGCUUACCAAUAAAGUGGGAACGAAGUACGAAGGAUAAACUGAAUUUCCUCUACUUUGAUGAUGAGCUAAGCAUAGGUCCAAUGCCUAACCCUGGAGGAUACCAGAUAUGGAAGGAAGUUUACCAAAAAUAUAGGAGAAAAGACUUGAAGUACUUUUUACCAAUAAAACAAUGACGUAGAAAAAUUAUCUUAUAGCAAAAUUUAAUAGAACAAAUAUUUAUUAUUUACA